Messenger RNA from Cynoglossus semilaevis (tongue sole), 1078 nucleotides. Its product is annotated as tissue factor-like. Gene Ontology annotation, biological process: cytokine-mediated signaling pathway; blood coagulation. The transcript is spliced from 7 exons. Gene Ontology annotation, cellular component: plasma membrane. NCBI's taxonomy places the organism in Eukaryota, Metazoa, Chordata, Actinopteri, Pleuronectiformes, Cynoglossidae. The record is from RefSeq and is a predicted model, not a curated record. Gene Ontology annotation, molecular function: cytokine receptor activity; protein binding. Bases 172 to 1047 code for a protein of 291 amino acids.
GUUCGCCCCAAGACUCAGACUGAACAGCUUCACACAGGAGGAACAACUGAACAACAGAGAAACGGAUCUGCUUAUCUCCACGGCAACGGAUCCCCUGGUUAACUUCUGCUAGACUUUAGCUAUGGCAAAAAAGUAGAGCACAGGGAGAAGUAACUUGGUUAUUGCUGUAAAAUGGCUUUUCUCAAACCUGUGCUCUGUCCUGUAGUUUGUCUGUGCGCGUGGAUCAUCACUGCUGCAGUCACAGAGGAUGUGCCCAAAGCAGAGAAUGUUCACUGGACAUCUUUGGAUUUUAAAACCAUCCUCCGCUGGGAGAGCAAGGCAAUGAUGGGCUACACCUACACUGUACUCUACUCAAGGGCUGGCGCAGACUGGAUUGAACAUAUAGACUGUAUGCAACUGUCAGAGAUGGAAUGUGACAUGACCAACCUCCUCAGACCAUUCAACAGGACCUACACAGCUGACAUCCAAACAGAACAUGUGGAAAUGGAUUACAACCAUGACCCAGAGGAACUGACUCACACAUACUCACCAGAAUUCAACCCCUACAAACAAAGUAAUAUCAGUGCUGCAAACUUCACGGUGCACAUUGUGAACAAGCGCACAGUGGCUGUCAACAUCACUGAUCCUCUCACUGGGAUUCAUGAGAACAAUAAACAGCUCAGCAUCAGAGAUGUCUUCAGAAAAGACCUGAAGUACAAGAUCAGCUACUACAAGUCUGGAAGCACAGGCAAGAAAGACAUUGUGUCUGACUCCAGUGUGACCGAGGUGCCGAACCUUGAUACGGAGGAGGGUUACUGCUUCAUGGUUGCGGCUUUUAUACCUUCCAGACCCAAAAGCACACAGCUGGGGGCCUGGAGUAAGCAGCUGUGUGUAACAGGUCCCAGGACUUUCCUGCACGAGCUGAGUGUUGGAGUGUGGGUUGGUGCAGUGGCCAUUCUUCUCGUGGUCCUCGUCAUCAUCAUUGCUGUGACUGUACUCUGUUGUAGAUGGUGCCGACGGAAGCGAAACGACCAAGUAGAAACACCUCAGGCAUUAGUACCUCGUUAAUGUAGAUUUGUUUUUCUCUCUGUACUGUCCA